CAAAUCCAAAUUAACAGUAACUUCGGAAACCCAUAAUUAUCGAAACUUACAAAGACUUGUUAUUGCAUGAGAGACUUGUGAGCUUAUUAGACAAGAGAAACGGAACAGUGUGCAAGAGACAGAGAGAGAGAGAGAUUCAAAAAUGUCGAAGAUAGCUUUAGGGAACGAAUCACUUGUUGGGUCUUUGACUCCAUCGAACAAGAAGUCGUACAAAGUGACCAAUAGGAUUCAAGAAGGGAAGAAGCCUCUGUAUGCUGUUGUUUUCAACUUCCUUGAUUCUCGUUUCUUCAAUGUCUUCGUCACCGCUGGUGGAAAUAAGAUUACGCUGUACAAUUGUCUUGAAGAUGGUGCCAUAUCUGCACUGCAAUCCUAUUCUGAUGAAGAUAAGGAGGAGUCGUUUUACACUGUAAGCUGGGCGUGCGGCGUUAAGGGGAACCCAUUUGUUGCGGCUGGAGGAGUGAAAGGCAUAAUCCGAGUCAUUGACGUCAACAAUGAAACGAUUCAUAAGAGCCUUGUGGGCCACGGGGAUUCAGUGAACGAAAUCAGGACACAACCUCUGAAACCUCAACUUGUGAUUACUGCAAGCAAGGAUGAAUCUGUUAGGUUGUGGAACGUUGAAACUGGGAUAUGUAUUCUGAUAUUUGCUGGAGCCGGAGGUCAUCGUUACGAAGUUCUAAGUGUGGAUUUUCACCCCACUGAGAUUUACCGUUUUGCUAGUUGUGGCAUGGACACCACCAUUAAAAUAUGGUCCAUGAAAGAGUUUUGGACUUAUGUUGAGAAGUCAUACACAUGGAAGGAUGACCCAUCAAAGUUCCCUACAAAGUUUGUACAAUUCCCUGUAUUUACUGCUUCAGUUCAUACAAACUAUGUAGAUUGUAACCGUUGGUUUGGUGAUUUUAUCCUUUCAAAGAGUGUGGACAAUGAGAUCUUGUUGUGGGAACCACAACUGAAAGAGAACUCUCCUGGAGAGGGUACUUCAGAUGUUCUACAAAGAUACCCGGUUCCAAUGUCUGACAUCUGGUUUAUCAAGUUUUCAUGCGACUUCCAAUUAAGCUCUCUUGCAAUAGGGAAUCAAGAAGGAAAGAUUUAUGUCUGGGAUCUAAAAAGUUGCCCUCCUGUUUUGAUUACAAAGUUAUCACACAAUCAAUCCAAAUGUGUGAUCAGGCAAACCGCUAUGUCCGUUGAUGGAAGCACAAUUCUUGCUGCCUGCGAGGACGGGACCAUAUGGCGUUGGGACGUGAUUACCAAGUAGCAAACUGAGUCUUCUCAGAACUGAUGGAUUAGGAAUCUGAAGGAAGAAGAUAUAAUAUUGUUUUGUUGUAACUCAUAUAUAUAUAUUUAUCAGACUACAAUUUGGGAAAGUUUAUUGCUAUUCCCUGAAACUCUUAAGAUGCUAUUUAUAGCGUCAAUAACUUCUUUAAAACCUUUAUUGAGAUCUCUGUUUUAUAGUCUUUCUGUUCAA
Messenger RNA from Brassica oleracea var. oleracea, 1462 nucleotides. RefSeq names its product polycomb group protein FERTILIZATION-INDEPENDENT ENDOSPERM. Gene Ontology annotation, biological process: negative regulation of transcription by RNA polymerase II. NCBI's taxonomy places the organism in Eukaryota, Viridiplantae, Streptophyta, Magnoliopsida, Brassicales, Brassicaceae. Bases 143 to 1252 code for a protein of 369 amino acids. The transcript has 13 exons. The record is from RefSeq and is a predicted model, not a curated record. Gene Ontology annotation, molecular function: protein binding; nucleosome binding. Gene Ontology annotation, cellular component: ESC/E(Z) complex.